This is a messenger RNA of Penicillium salamii, 420 nucleotides long. NCBI's taxonomy places the organism in Eukaryota, Fungi, Ascomycota, Eurotiomycetes, Eurotiales, Aspergillaceae. The record is from the annotation of a GenBank genome assembly.
AUGGAUCUUGAAUUAAAGUUUGAUUUCCAUUUGGGGGAUCUGCUAACGGAUCUACCAGUUGCAUCCGAUAUGAAACUCAAAAAUCUGACAGCGAACGGACUUCGUGGAGCAGCCUUUGCGAUAUCACAGUGUACGAGAUUUUCAGGUGCACCUGGCCAAGGAAACUGCACAAACUCGGAAUUCCAAAUCAAGAAUGUGGUGAUCGAAGGCCUUUCGGGUACCAGCAAAUCAACGCGAGUAGCAAGCCUGCAGUGCAGUGCGAUUGCCCCUUGCACCAACAUCACAAUCUCGGAUACAACUUUGCAUCUUGAGAAUGGUACUCUGGCAAAUGGGUAUCUUUGUGGGAACGUCGAGAAUGCAGCCGGGUUUGAAUGCAAUGGUGUUCCUUGUGUGGGUGGAAGCGCGACUGGUGAGUGCUAG